GGAAUCAAAGUACGAAGGUUAUUGCUUGUUUCCCCUUUCAAAACUCUGCAUCUCCUUCUGCGUGGGCCACCAUGUCUACCAACAGCUGUACUUUCAAGGACCGAUGCGUGUCCAUCCUGUGUUGCAAAUUCUGUAAACAGGUUCUCAGCUCUAGGGGGAUGAAAGCGGUUUUGCUGGCUGAUACUGACAUAGACCUUUACUCAACAGACAUCCCUCCUACCAACACAGUGGAUUUCAUUGGAAGAUGCUAUUUCACAGGAAUCUGCAAAUGUAAGCUGAAGGACAUCGCAUGUUUAAAAUGUGGGAACAUUGUAGGCUAUCAUGUGAUUGUUCCAUGUAGUUCCUGCCUUCUUUCCUGCAACAAUGGGCAUUUCUGGAUGUUUCACAGCCAAGCGGUUUAUGGCAUCAACAGACUAGACUCCACUGGUGUAAACUUUCUACUUUGGGGCAACUUGCCAGAGACAGAAGAAUGUACAGACGAUGAGCUGCUAGAGACCUCAGCAGAAGAGUGUAUUCGAUGAAUGAAUCAGGAUGUGUACAAAGUAUUUUAUAAUUUUUCUAUUUAAAAUAUUUCAUUGGUCAAUUUUAACAUUGCUAGUAAAGAUUUACC
Messenger RNA from Acomys russatus (golden spiny mouse), 610 nucleotides. RefSeq names its product family with sequence similarity 72 member A (gene Rumy1). The record is from RefSeq and is a predicted model, not a curated record. The coding region runs from base 72 to 521 and encodes 149 amino acids. NCBI's taxonomy places the organism in Eukaryota, Metazoa, Chordata, Mammalia, Rodentia, Muridae. Gene Ontology annotation, cellular component: cytosol. The transcript has 4 exons.